Molecule: messenger RNA, 1029 nt
Organism: Verticillium dahliae VdLs.17
Lineage: Eukaryota; Fungi; Ascomycota; Sordariomycetes; Glomerellales; Plectosphaerellaceae
Product: para-hydroxybenzoate-polyprenyltransferase
Exons: 1
Coding region: 1-1029 (342 amino acids)
Biological process (GO): ubiquinone biosynthetic process
Cellular component (GO): mitochondrial inner membrane
Molecular function (GO): 4-hydroxybenzoate polyprenyltransferase activity
Source: RefSeq, a predicted model, not a curated record
AUGGAUGAAGUAAAAAUCUACAGCAGGCCAAGUCAUGGCAUCUUUCGCUUCAUACCAGACGCAUGGGUCCCGUACGCCGAACUCAUGCGUCUCGACCGUCAGUCAGGGUUCUGGGCCUUCUACUGGCACUACUUGAUAGGACUUGGUUUUGCCAUCAAUAUCCCCCCUUUCUCCAGCGAUCUCGAUCUAAAGGCGCUCGUGUUCCUCGCAGCGUACUUGGGACUAUGGACUAUAACCUUCCGCGGCAUUACCUGCACAUGGAACGACAACCUAGAUCAGGACUUUGAUCGCCAGGUCACCCGCUGCCGACUGAGGCCCAUCCCACGAGGUGCUGUCACGACGGCGCAGGCGCAUAUCUUCACUGCUGCACUGAUCGCCCUAGGGGCCUGCAUCUUGUACCCCCUCGGCGACUCGACUCGGGCUCACGCCGUCGUAGAUGGGGUUCUCUUGUUCAUCUACCCCCUUCUGAAGCGCUGCACAAACUACCCGCAAGUCGAGCUGGGAUUUGGGCUGUCCUAUGCUGUGUUUAUGGUAGCUGCAAUGCUCGGGAAGGAUCCGUUAGCACCUCUUUUGGAUCAGUCUUCGUUAGACCUCUCAGCUGGCGUGUCCAAGGUCCUUGGCGCACCUCUGGCCCAGUCAGCGGCAUGCCUAUAUUUCGCCGGGAUAAUCUGGACCGUCAUCUUUGACACUAUUUACGCUCAUCAGGACUACACUGAUGACCUGAAAGCUGGUGUCAAAGGACUCGCUGUGCGCCUCGGAAGGAAAGGGACGAAACCAGCCUGCUACAUAGCAACUGCUGUGCAGGUCUACUUUCUCGUCGCGGCGGGCCAACUGGCAGGGUUUGGCGCAUCAUACUACGCCAUUUCCUGUGGCGUAACUGCUCUCCUGUUGGCCAGGAUGAUCUGGGUUGUCGAUUUGGAAGACAGUAACAGCUGCGCUUGGGCGUUUGGUCCCGGUAGCAGCUAUGUUGGCACCGCAAUCUUCGCCGGGCUUUUGGCCGAAUUCUUUGCGAAGAAGCACGGAUAUUGA